Cicer arietinum (chickpea) is the source of this 668-nucleotide messenger RNA. The record is from RefSeq and is a predicted model, not a curated record. NCBI's taxonomy places the organism in Eukaryota, Viridiplantae, Streptophyta, Magnoliopsida, Fabales, Fabaceae.
UAAACUAUAGUAUACCCCUCCUUCUACACCAAUCAUUCAAGUAGCCAAUGGUUUCUCAAUUUUCAUUUAUCUAUAUAUAUUCAUGGCUGCAAGCAUUUAGAACCAACACAAAUCAUUCACAUCCUAAAAUUUGCUUCUUUCUUUGAAGUCUAUUUAAAAACAAUUUUCUCCUCAAGUUUUAACACAUACAACAAUGGGUUUUCGUUUCCAUAGUAUCAUCAGAAGGGCAUCAUUUGUUGCAAACCGAGCAGCUUCAAAAGAUGUGAACAUGCCAAAGGGAUAUUUUGCGGUGUAUGUUGGAGAGACACAAAAGAGAUUUGUGAUCCCGAUAUCAUACUUGAACCAACCAUCGUUUCAAAACUUGUUGGAUCAAGCCGAAGAAGAGUUCGGAUAUGAUCAUCCCAUGGGUGGCCUCACUAUUCCUUGUAGUGAAGAUGUCUUCCAACAUAUAACUUCUAGCUUGGCUGGGCUAUGAAACAUGACAUGAAUCUAACAUUGUAGGAAACUGACAUAGAUUAGUUGAGAACAUUUUGUACAUUAAGAAUCAUAUCAAAUUGUAAAGUUCCCCUUUUCCAUUGAAAUUGGAAAUCAAAUUACAACUCUCUAUAAGAAUGAAAACAUUUUGAGUAUGUGUUUUGUAUUUGAUGGCAAUGAGUUCGACCACUCAA